This is a messenger RNA of Dufourea novaeangliae, 1207 nucleotides long. RefSeq names its product ribosome biogenesis protein TSR3 homolog. The record is from RefSeq and is a predicted model, not a curated record. Gene Ontology annotation, biological process: maturation of SSU-rRNA. NCBI's taxonomy places the organism in Eukaryota, Metazoa, Arthropoda, Insecta, Hymenoptera, Halictidae. Gene Ontology annotation, molecular function: rRNA small subunit aminocarboxypropyltransferase activity. The transcript has 4 exons. The coding region runs from base 273 to 1067 and encodes 264 amino acids.
UCGUGUGUGACAAGUGGCCACUGGCCUCCGAGCCUCCGAGGUGAAGACGGUGAAGACGGUGAAGACUGUAAAGAGUGUGAAGAGUGUGAAGAGUGUGAAGAGUGUGAAGAGUGUGAAGAGUGUGAAAAGUGUGAAAAGUGUGAAGAGUGAAGAGGCCGAAGAGGCCACACCGCCACAGCAGGCUGAGCAGGCCAUAGUGGGCCACAGUGUACGACAGUAUAUGUAUCUGCAUAGGUCUGAUAUUACAAAGUAUUUCGACGAUUCGUAGGUACAUGUCAUCUCGCGGAAAGAAAAAUAAGAAGAAAAUAUUAACGAGACGACCUCGUCAUGUCGUCGGGAAGGAAGAAAAAUAUCGGCAAGAAAGGGACAAGUCUGACAAAGAGGAUGAAGAAUCAGCGGAUGAAGAAGAUUGGCCUCUUUCGUUCCCAGUCGCUAUGUGGGAUUUGGAACAGUGUGAUCCCAAGAAAUGUUCCGGUAGAAAACUCGCUAGGCACGGCCUGGUGAAAAUGCUGAGGUUAGGUGUUCGAUUCUCAGGCUUGGUCCUUACUCCAGUCGGUCAGAAGUGCGUCAGUCCAGCUGAUCACGAUAUUGUAAGAGAUUACGGUUGCGCAGUGGUAGAUUGUAGUUGGGCACGUUUGGACGAUACCCCGUUCGGUAGAAUGAGAACUCCGAAUCCUCGACUGUUGCCGUUUCUAGUUGCUGCGAAUCCAAUAAAUUACGGUAAACCGUGCCAAUUAAGUUGCGUCGAAGCUAUAGCAGCAGCUUUAACCAUAACAGGCUUUCCGGAAGAGGGUAAAUUUUAUCUUAGUAAAUUUUCUUGGGGCCAUUCUUUUUUGGAAUUGAACGAUGAAUUGUUGAAGAAGUAUGCUCUUUGUGCGAAUGCGGUGGAGGUUAUAGCUGCACAGGAGCAAUUUUUAGUCGACGCCAAACAGGAAAGGAUAGACAGGCUCGCUGUUUCAGAUUUUCCACCAACCGAUUCGGAAUCUGAAGAAGAGAAGGAAGAGCCGGUACUUACGAACACCGCAUCAGAAGUAGAGGAACGUUUAACGGAUCUAAAUAUAACAUGAAGAUUAUACAUAUUGUUUGAGUGUAUUGUACUCUUCCAAAAGAGAUCCACCGCGUUACGCGUUUGCGUAUGUUCUAUUUUUCAGGUGUGAGCAAUAAAAAAAGGAUCGAGUGAUAUGUUCCUCGUUUUCAGCCGAUAGAA